Molecule: messenger RNA, 528 nt
Organism: Topomyia yanbarensis
Lineage: Eukaryota; Metazoa; Arthropoda; Insecta; Diptera; Culicidae
Exons: 1
Coding region: 1-528 (175 amino acids)
Biological process (GO): chitin catabolic process; cell wall macromolecule catabolic process
Molecular function (GO): chitinase activity
Source: RefSeq, a predicted model, not a curated record
AUGGUUGUCUCAGUAGCGCAGUUGAACAAUAUACUCUCUAACUGUGGCUUCGACGAAGUGAGUAGCGAUCUUGCUACCAUAAUCGUUCGCCAGAUCAACAUAGCAAUCAAUGACCGUAAUGAAGCGGCCAUGUUCAUAGCUCACCUUAUCCAACAAAGUGGGGGCUUCAAGUAUCGAGACAGGCCGGGAAAGGGUCAUCCUGAUGCUCCAUAUUCCAGUAGAGGGUAUAUUCAGUUGACCUGGAAGUACAACUACGAAGCGGCGUCUAGUGAAAUCUAUGGCGAUGAUCGCUUAGUACAAAAUCCGGAAUUGCUGUCCAGUGACCCGGAAACGAGUAUGAAUGUAUCCGUCUGGUUCUGGAUAAAGAGAGUACGCCCAACAGCAGCACCGUUUACUAAUUUUUAUCUGACGACAAAGGCUAUUAACGGAACGGAAGAGGAUAGUUUCAGCAAUCCGACUGCAAAAAAGCGUUAUGCAUUUUACCUCAAAGCAGCUAGUGUGUUAGGUAUUUUCGCAAAAGAAGGCUGA